This is a messenger RNA of Papilio polytes (common Mormon), 2808 nucleotides long. RefSeq names its product probable ATP-dependent RNA helicase DDX11. Gene Ontology annotation, biological process: nucleobase-containing compound metabolic process; establishment of sister chromatid cohesion. The coding region runs from base 148 to 2757 and encodes 869 amino acids. NCBI's taxonomy places the organism in Eukaryota, Metazoa, Arthropoda, Insecta, Lepidoptera, Papilionidae. The transcript is spliced from 14 exons. The record is from RefSeq and is a predicted model, not a curated record. Gene Ontology annotation, molecular function: DNA helicase activity; hydrolase activity, acting on acid anhydrides, in phosphorus-containing anhydrides; DNA binding. Gene Ontology annotation, cellular component: nucleus.
AUUGUAAUGUCAAAAAGUCGAAAACAUUAUAGUCGUGUUUAUUUCCUUCUUAUUUUUACCGUUUCUAAUUCUAAAUGAUUAAUGUGUUUCUAAUUUUUUUGUCAUUAGUGUCAAACUAUUUUGAUUUCAUGGUCGUAUUAAUACAGUAUGGAAGAUAUGAAUCCUGUUUUUCCAUUCCCAUUUCAAGCUUACGAUAUCCAGAAGAAGUUUAUGAGGGAGUUAUAUUUUACAAUCAAAAACAGUGAAUUGGGUAUUUUUGAAAGUCCUACUGGAACCGGCAAAUCUUUAAGUAUUUGUUGUGGCGCUCUUCAGUGGUAUAGUGAUAAUAGAAAAAAAACAAUUCAGGAUAUUGAGAACGAUAUUACUAAAAUUAAAACGGAUCUAAAAAAUCUAACAGAUUCAGAAGACUGGCUGCAAGCAGAAUAUGAUAAGAUUAAAAAGAACCAAACAUUAACUGAAUUACAAUUCAAACUUGAUAAAAUCAAGAAACAAGAUGAAUUAUUCAAUGAAAUGAAGAAUAGAGUUGCCAAACAGAAAUCUAAUAGCAACAAUAACUUCAACGGAAACCAAUUUUCUAAUUCUAAUAAAAUAGACAAAGAAGAUGUAAAUAAGGAGAACAUUCUGGAGACUGAAGGGAAUGAUGAUGACUUAAUUGUGGAUAUUUGUGAUAAAAACUCAUCAGAUGAUGAGGAAUUGGAUGAUGAUUUAAAUGAAGAAAGUGAACAUUUAGCAGUUAAGAUUUACAUAAGUAGCAGAACACACAGUCAGUUGUCACAAUUUAUUGGUGAAGUUAAAAGGACUGUGUUCAAAGAACGUAUCCGAGUAGUGACAUUAGCAUCUCGUCAGCAUUAUUGUAUUAAUUCUGAUGUAACAAGACUGAAAAAUGUUAAUUUAAUAAAUGAAAGAUGUCUAGAUAUGCAAAAAUGUAAAACAAAAUCAACAUCAGUAGGUGAUGAUGGUAAAGUCCUUAAGAGAACGAAGACAAAAUCUUGUUCGGGAUGUCCAUAUUACAAUCAGAACAACAUAACAAAGUUAAAGGAAAGAUUGCUAGUUGAUAUAAUGGAUAUGGAGGAUUUAGUGAAAUGUGGGAAAGAGUUAAAGGCAUGUCCUUAUUAUGCAGCAAGAAUGGCACUUGAUGACGCUCAGGUAGUUUUACUAAGCCAUGCUGGUAUUGUUAAUUCUGGUGCCCGAUCUGGGUUCUCUAUUAAAUUAAAAGAUAAUAUUCUAAUACUAGAUGAAGCGCAUGGUUUGACUGCAGCUUUAGAAAACGCACAUUCAGCACCCGUCUCGUUAAAACAAUUAUCAUCAGUGAAAACAUACCUUAAUUUUUAUAUCAACAAAUACAGAGCUAGAUUGAACAGCAAGAAUCUUUUGUUGUUGAAUCAAAUGAAUUUUGUUGUUGGCAAACUUUUAGGUAUAUUAAAACCGAAAAUCGAAAAGGAACAGAAUGAUACGAAAAUCUAUACACUCGAAGAUUUCGUUAUAAAAUCAGAAAUAGAUCAUUUGAACCUACGUCCUUUGGUAGAGUUUUGUAAAGAGACGCGUCUCGCGCCGAAGUUACAUGGAUUUUCGAUGAGAUAUACUCAAGAAGUUUUGGAAGAGGAAAAUAAAAGGAAAACAAUCAAUCAGAAGAGUUCAUUUGAAAAUUUUAUUAGUAAAAUUAAGAAAACUGAUGAUAAAGUUGUUGAGGAAAUCAAAGAAGUUAAGACAUCUCAGUUGCCAACUGAAACAUCAGCAGGAAGCGGUCUUUACGCUGUACUGGACUUUUUAGACAUGUUGUGUGACCGCAGUGAGAACGGCAGAGUUUUGAUACAAAUUGCAGAAGAUAAUACAUCACAGUUGAAAUAUUUACUUUUAAAUACAGCGGAACAUUUUGCUGAUAUCGUCUCACAAUGUAGAUCUGUAAUAUUGGCCGGCGGUACAAUGGAGCCGAUCAGUGAGUUCGAAAGUUUGCUGACAAACAACAGGACGGUAGAGAGAGUGAAUAUAGUGAAAUGCGCGCACGUCGUGCCGGAAGACAAUGUACUCGCUGUCUGCUUAAAUAAGGGACCUUCUAAUGGUAACUUAAACUUCUCUUAUGAAAACAGAAUGUCUAAUGAAUUGUUGAACGAAGUAGGCAGGUUACUUCGUAAUGUAAGUAGUAUAGUGCCCGGCGGCGUCGUCUGCUUCCUGCCUUCGUACGCAUACGAGCUAACAGUGUACCAACAUCUGUUGAACAACAAGUUUAUUGACAGCAUUAGUAAGAAGAAAGUUAUAUUCAGAGAACCGAAAUCAGCCACUGAAGUAGAACAAGUACUACAAAAAUUCGCCACCGCUGUUAGAAAAAGAGAAGGCGAUCGUACCGGCGCUCUACUGCUAAGUGUAGUUGGAGGAAAACUAAGCGAAGGACUUAACUUUAGUGAUGAUUUAGGUCGUUGUGUGAUUGUUAUCGGAAUGCCAUACCCCAAUGUGAAAUCACCGGAACUACAAGAGAAAAUGAACUAUUUGAACAGAACAAUAGGAAAUGCUGCGGGAAAUCAGUACUAUGAGAAUUUGUGUAUGAAAGCUGUCAAUCAGUGUAUUGGUCGCGCGGUGCGUCACGCUAGCGACUACGCCUGCGUGUUGCUCGUUGAUGAAAGAUAUUCACGACCUCAUACUACAGCUGCUUUACCCUACUUUGUUCAGAAAUCCUUAUUAACCGGAUGCACAUUUGGACAAACGAUAGGAAGCAUUGCAAGAUUUUUCUCGAAACAUAAGGAAAUGAAACAAAAGAAUUAAUGCAAUAAUUUAACUAUUUAAUAUUUAUCUUAAUAAUUAAAACAAUAAAUA